This is a messenger RNA of Didymosphaeria variabile, 3069 nucleotides long. RefSeq lists its product as uncharacterized. Gene Ontology annotation, cellular component: condensin complex. The transcript has 6 exons. Gene Ontology annotation, biological process: mitotic chromosome condensation. Lineage: Eukaryota; Fungi; Ascomycota; Dothideomycetes; Pleosporales; Didymosphaeriaceae. Bases 1 to 3069 code for a protein of 1022 amino acids. Gene Ontology annotation, molecular function: chromatin binding; hydrolase activity. The record is from RefSeq and is a predicted model, not a curated record.
AUGCCGCGCACCAGCUCGUCGUCCAAUGCGACGGCAACGCCACAGAGGUCAUCCACGACCAAAGUGCCGCUGAACGACGACAAGCAAGAGAAAGCGAGCCGCCGCUAUGCGCAACUACGGAGAGAGUCGAUGCGAGCUUCUGCGACGCCGAAUCGAAAGCGGAAGUCGCUAGGGGCUCAGGAUAGCCCUCACACACCCGCAAUAGAAGAAGACAUAGAAAUGCCCGAUGUCACCGGAACCGCCGUUACGCCCAUGAAGCGACCCGUACCUUUACUAGCCAACUGGGACCAAUGGAUCGAAUUGGCAACAAAUAAUAAAAUCAACGCAAACAACGCCUUCAACUUUGCGCUGAUCGACUACUUCCACGACAUGUCUCUUUUAAAGGAGGGCGACGGCAUCAGUUUCCAGAGGGCAAGUGUCACGCUGGACGGCUGCGUCAAGAUCUACACUAGCAGAGUGGACAGCAUCAAUACAGAUACGAGCAAACUGCUCAGCGGUCUAGCAGAAAGCGGAAAUAAGAAGAAACGCGGAGGCGACGCCGAGGGAUCGGGCGAUGAGGACGAGGAGGGCGAAGAAGGCGAAGACGGCCAGAAGAAGAAGAAAAAGCGGGCACCGCGUGCGAAGGAGUCGAAUCUGGCGGACUCGUUCGAGCAGCUCCAGAACAAAAAAAUGGAUCUCGACCUGUCUGUUGAUCCAUUGUUCAAGAAAGCCUCUGCAGACUUUGACGAAGGCGGCGCCAAGGGUUUACUUCUGAAUCAUUUGUCCAUUGACAGCAACGGCAGGAUUGUCUUCGACAGCAGCGACGAUAUCAAAGAUGCUACACAACCCUCCAGGGAGACACCUGCACCGGAAGGCAUGGGAGAGCUGGAAGAGGAAGAGGAAGAAACGGAAGAGCCGUCUGAAGAUGCUGUUAUCGACAUCUCGGGACUAGCUGCUAUGUACUUCCCCGAUCUGUCACGAUUAGACGACCAAGAUAUUUGCCCCUCCAUGAAGACUUUCGAGCUAGGAGACGCCAACGCGUCAAUGGAUUUGCCAUUCCUCAAAGCCCCCGAGGAAGAUGACGAGCCGAAGCAGCAGGAUGACGACGAAGAUGGAAAUCAAUCCGGUGUCUUUCUUGAUGGCGACAUUGCCCCAGACUUCGGCGAUAAUGACGACGUCGGCUUCAACCUUCCUCCAGAAACUGGUUUCGGAGAGGGUGGUGAAUUGUGGGCCAAUCAGAUUGCUCUUGAACCGCAAGCACGCGUUCACAACAUAGAAGCGGGCGAAGGCGAUGAAGAAGGCGGCGAAGGAGCCGACGGCGACCUCAAUACCGAUGAUCCCUACGGCCUAACGCACACUCAGAAACCGGGAAAAGAGCAGGAGAACAUCCUAAGCUAUUUCGAUGAAGCCUUGAAGAAGAACUGGGCUGGCCCUGAGCACUGGCGCAUCAGUCGGGUCAAAGAUGUUGGCAAAACUGCUGCUCCCACAAAACGCAAAGAAAAGGAGCCUUUCAAGCUUGAUUUCUCUUCUCCGAUGAGCCAGGAACUAGCGAACGCACUCUACGCUCCAGCUACCUCAGCGGCCAGUAUUAUGCUGCCCAAAGCGCAAUGGAAAUCGAAGACACACAAUCUGGCGCCUGAUGACAAGCACUUCAACUCACGACAACUGCUCAGGCUCUUCCUGAAGCCUAACGUUCGAUUAGGCGCUCGAAGGGCCAACCGACCAAUCUACGUUGACAGGCCUAGCGCAACGCCUAGCGACGAGCCUGAUGCUGCACAGUGGGCAGCUAUAGCAAAGGAACAAGCAGCGGCCGAUGCAGAAUCUGCGCCGCAGAAUGACUAUGACGCCGACUUCUUCGAGGAUGGCGCCUUGCCUAUGCUUGGGGCCAUGGAUGACGACGGUGAAACGUUUGCUGAUGCGCGGGAUCACUUCUCGCCGCCACCCAUCAGUGACAACCUGGUGCCCAUGUCAUCAAUGGGUACGGCUAUAGCUACUAAGGAGGGUGCUUUUGGAGAACAACUAGUCACUCAAAUCGGCAGGCCACGUCCCAUAAUGCUGAACUAUGCGCGCCAGGCAAAGAAAGUAGACAUCAAGCGACUGAAAGAGAACCUGUGGACCGGCAUGGGCUUGGAAGACAUUGAAGCGCCACCCCCAGCAGGUGUAGGGGACGACGUCGCCUCGAAGGCUGUAGACGGUUCGUUGAAGUUCACACAGGUCUUGAAUGGUCUCAAACAAGUAUAUCCAACGAAAGCGCUGUCCGAGAUCUCAACGUCAUACGGUUUCAUUUGUCUACUGCACUUAGCUAACGAGAGAGGUCUCGAGAUCAACAACCAAGAGGACUACUUGGACUUGUCCAUCAAAAGGGACUUUCUGGCCGAUCUCAGUGUUGGUAAGGAAGGCAAGAUCGCGGAGAACGAUGCCUACAUAGUAGGCUCGAACAACACCGUCGCCAUCCUAGUCAUCGCAGACCUCUUCGGCUGGACCUUCACCAAUACCCGUCUCCUCUGCGAUGCUUACGCCGCCGAAGCAAACGCCACUGUAUACAUGCCAGACUUCUUCGGUGGUCAAGUCAUCGAUCCCGGCAUUAUCGCGAAUCAUAACCGCUGGAAUGAGUUUGAUCUUGAAGGCUGGCAUAAGAGAAAUGAUAAAGCUGUGAGGUGGCCGGAGAUUGUGGGAGUUGCGAAGGCGCUGAGAGAGAAGCAUCAGAAGGUGGGCGUGAUUGGGUAUUGCUAUGGGGGUUGGAGUUUGUUUAGGCUGGGAAGUAAGGAGUUUGAACCGAGGCUUGUGGACUGUAUCUCGACCGCCCAUCCUACCUGGCUUACCAAAGAAGAAAUGGACAAUAUCGGGGUGCCGGCGCAAAUUUGUGCGCCGGAGGUGGAUAAAGCGUUUACACCUGAGUUGAAGGCCUAUGCGAACGAAGUUAUUCCGACAAAGGGCGUGCCUUAUGACUAUCAAUACUUUCCGGGGGUUGAGCAUGCUUUUGCCACGCGGGGAAAUCUAGAGGAUAAGAAAGAGAAGAGGGCAAUGCUCAGAGCGAAGAGAGCGCAGGUUGCUUGGAUGGUGGAGUGGUUGCAUGGCGAGGAGGAGUAG